AUGAAUCACCGAUCAACAAGUGUCAGACCCGUGGUUCUUACGGUUCACGAACUUACGACGAACGAAUGCGUAGUGGAUCAGUCGAGGAAAGAGGCCGGAUCUUCACCAGGUGUGACGAUCGAGGAUGAGCCUGAUCCGAGUAAUGGCCGGAUCGCGAGGGAAUUCGACGUCGCUACCUGUAGUAAUGAAAGUGGGGAGUUGUACGCUGAGAAUGUGGAUCUUCACAUGGCGGUACUACUCGACAUUGUUACGCCCACUGCCGAAGUUGCGAUUGACGAUACAUAG
This is a messenger RNA of Peronospora matthiolae, 285 nucleotides long. Lineage: Eukaryota; Oomycota; Peronosporomycetes; Peronosporales; Peronosporaceae. The record is from the annotation of a GenBank genome assembly.